AUCUUUUAUCUCAGCCUGCGAGUGCCUCCGCUGGUGCCAGACACUGGACCGCCCGGUGUCCUUGCAGCCAGGCCAAGGGACGCUAACCCAGCUGUCCAGCAUCACCGUGGCGACAGAGGCUUAAAGCUCAGUUCUGUCAUCUUCACCAUCAAAGUACAUUACUCUUUUCUCUCUCAGACACAUGCUAGCCCCACUGAGGGUGAUGACGAGUAUCCUGAACAAACGAUGGACUCUUAACACCCUGAUCCCUGUGAUCACAGUACCUGUAUGUAAAAGGAUUAAGGUGGAAGGAUCCUUCUGUUCAGCUUCAAGGCCUACAUGUGCACAUGAAGCCAUUACUGUCCUGUUUUAAAAACGAACAGCUAUCUGGUUAUCUGCAAACUAUCAGAAAAUCAAUAUGCAUAGGCAAGAGGCAAGGUCUAUCUCCCAUGGCAAGAACACCCUCUGGCACUUCAACUUGUUGUCUGAAAGUGUGAUAGAAAUAAUUAGUAUCCCGGUUUUCCAUCUGUAUUGUGAUAUGAGUUGAUUGCCAUACUUAGUCAGUAGAAGUAUACGUUCCGCUCAGUAGAAAGGUACAGCAUGGCUUGCGUUAAUGAAGAACUCCCAGCUUGGGCUCUCUAAACUGGGAGGGAAAAACUCCAUAAUGACAGUCAUGUCUGUGAUCUGAAAUGUCGAGCCUGAUUAAUAUGGAUGAGAAACAGACAGAUUUAAGAGGGAACGCUACAGCAAGCUAGCGACACCAUCAUUAACUACCUUCAUUAGCUCAUUUAAAUGAUACAGGUAGCCAUUACACCAGUCUUAAACCUCAGUAAAGUCUUCAGAACAGAUGGGAACCACACUUACAUAUGAAACAGAGACAUUACCAACUUGUUAAAUGUGGCCAGAGUUUACCCCAGGCUGUGUCACUAGAUUACAUGGAGUACUCUGGGUGUUCCUCCUGCGUCCGCCUCACAGACAAUCCCCUAAAUCAUCAGAUUACUCAUUUACAUAAACAUUUCCCCAGGGAUCCAGUUCUGGUGCUCGCCAGCCAACCCUGUUAUGUCAGGAUAUAAUCUCAGUAUACUCCCUGUGUCCAAAUUAUGACACAGAGAUUAGAACAUUGUGAGAAUAGUGUCCAAACUAUGAGAACUGCCCUAGCUGCCAGUCUCCAACCUGCAUGGCAAUGUAACAUGGCCCAGAAGGCAACAGCACUGAACAAUUCAAUGUUAAUUCAAUAUACAGUAGCUAUUAAGAUAAAUGGACUGGGUGAUUUUCGAUGAGCAACAUUAACAUAAACCCAAUAUGCAAACCCAUCAAGAUAAAUCUGUAACAUUGGAAAAGGGAAUGGAAAAUCACUUAAUGAUGUUCAAUUUACAUUCUACAUAACAAUGUUUAAAUCCACUCUCAUUAAAACAUACUCUCCUCUGACAUACUGUAAUUUGAAUAGAAUAAUAUUAACACAGCAAAAGAGGAUUAAGUUAGUAACCAUACCAUCAGGCAGAAUAGUGAGUGUAUUUGUGUUCUUUGUUGCCCACAGGACAGCUUCCCUGCCAGGUUCGGAGGAAUCCAUUUUGUGAACCAGCCGUGGUACAUCCACGCCCUGUACACCGUCAUACGGCCCUUUCUGAAGGACAAGACGAGAAAACGGGUAGGAGUAGAGUAUGUUGUUGAGGGAACAUAAUGAAAAACCUUUUUGACAGAGACCAUCGGGUCAACUGUAUUGCUGUAUAACCAAUGAAUGUAAGUUCAUUGUGUUCAACAUCAUUUAUCGUAGCCUUCAUAAUAGUGAUGUCAUUUACAAAAUAGCCUCCAACACUCUACUCAGCAAAUUGGAUGUAGUCUAUCACAGUGCCAUCCGUUUUGUCUCCAAAGCCCCAUAUAAUACCCACCACUGUGACCUGUACGCUCUUGUUGGCUGGUCCUCACUACAUAUUCGUCGCCAAACCCACUGGCUCCAGGCCAUCUAUAAAUCACUGCUAGGCAAAUCCCCGCCUUAUCUUAGCUCAUUGGUCACCAUAGCAACACCCACCCGUAGUCUGCGCUCCAGCGGGUAUAUCUCACUGGUCAUCCCCAAAGCCAACACCUCCUUUGGCCGUAAUUCCUUCCAGUUCUCUGCUGCCAAUGACUGGAACAAAUUGCAAAAAUCUCUGAAGCUGGAGACACUUAUCUCCCUCACUAACUUUAAGCAUCAGUUGUCAGAGCACCUUACCGAUCACUGCACCUGUACACAGCCCAUCUGAAAUUAGCCCGCCCAACUACCUCAUCCCUAUAUUGUUAUCUAUUUUGCUCAUUUGUACCCCAGUAUCUCUAUUUGCACAUCAUCUCUUGCACAUCUAUCAUUCCAGUGUUAAUACUAAUUGUAAUUAUUUUGCACUAUAGCCUAUUUUAUUGCCUUACCUCCAUAACUUGCUAAAUUUGCACACUGUAUAUUAUAUGUAUUUCUGUUGUAUUUUUGACUUUGUUUUGUUUUACCCCAUAUGUAACUCUGUGUUUGUUUUUAUCACACUGCUAUGCUUUAUCUUGGCCAGGUCGCAGUUGUAAAUGAGAACUUGUUCUCAACUGGUUUACCUGGUUAAAUAAAGGUGAAAUAAAAAAUAAAAAAAUAAAAAUAAAAGCUGUAGUCAUAUAAACAGUGUUCAGGUCAGGACAUAAGCUUUUCACAAUGGCAAACCUAUCCUCUCUAACAUACUGUAGACUUUAGCAUGCUGUUAGACUGUAUACUGUAUGCUCAUUAUCUAUCUGUGUCAAUGUUGUUGUGUUGUUUUGUCCAUCCAUCUGCAGAUCUUCAUGCAUGGGAACAACCUGAACAGCCUUCACCAGCUCAUGCACCCUGAGAUCCUGCCCUCUGAGCUGGGGGGGAUGAUGCCCCCCUACGACAUGGGAACCUGGGCCCGCACCCUCCUGGACCACGCCUAUGACGAGGAGACCGAGUACUGCCCCGAGUCCUACAGCCUGUCUGUCAAAGACCUGGAGAAAGACCUGUCUCCCAAAACCAUGAAGAGGUCCGUCUAGACUCUGGACAGUCAUGUUAUUCACGUGUGUCAAUGUGAUAGACUGUGUGUUGUGUCUUCAUACGAGACAAAAGUAGAGGUGUCUGACAUGUUAGUCUGUCAGAUAUAUCAUAGCUGAUGUAUUUUCUUCCAGGAGCAGUGAUGUUUUGGGGCUGUCGCUGGGCAACACAGACUUUCAACUCCCUCCAAAGAUUUUCUAUGGGGUUGAGAUCUGGAGACUGGCUAGGCCACUCCAGGACCUUGAAAUGCUUCUUACGAAGCCACUCCUUCGUUGCCCUUGCGGUGUGUUUGGGAUCAUUGUCAUGCUGAAAGACCCAGACACGUUUCAACUUCAAUGCCCUUGCUGAUGGAAGGAGGUUUUCACUCAAAAUCUCAUGAUACAUGGCCCCAUUCAUUCUUUCCUUUACACGGAUCAGUCGUCCUGGUCCCUUUGCAGAAAAACAGCCCCAAAGCAUGAUGUUUACACCCCCAUACUUCACAGUAGGUAUGGUGUUCUUUGGAUGCAACUCAGCAUUCUUUGUCCUCCAAACACGACGAGUUGAGUUUUUACCAAAAAGUUAUAUUUUGGUUUCAUCUGACCAUAUGACAUUCUCCCAAUCCUCUUCUGGAUCAUCCAAAUGCACUCUAGCAAACUUCAGACGGGCCUGGACAUGUACUGGCCUAAGCAGGGGGACACGUCUGGCACUGCAGGAAUUGAGUCCCUGGCGGCGUAGUGUGUUACUGAUGGUAGGCUUUGUUACUUUGGUCCCAGCUCUCUGCAGGUCAUUCACUAGGUCCCCUCGUGUGGUUCUGGGAUUUUUGCUCACCGUUCUUGUGAUCAUUUUGACCCCACGGGGUGAGAUCUUGCGUGGAGCCCCAGAUCGAGGGAGAUUAUCAGUGGUCUUGUAUGUCUUCCAUUUCCUAAUAAUUGCUCCCACAGUUGAUUUCUUCAAACCAAGCUGCUUACCUAUUGCAGAUUCAGUCUUCCAAGCCUGGUGCAGGUCUACAAUUGUGUUUAUGGUGUCCUUUGACAGCUCUUUGGUCUUGGCCAUAGUGGAGUUUGGAGUGUGACUGUUUGAGGUUGUGGACAGGUGUCUUUUAUACUGAUAACAAGUUCAAACAGGUGCCAUUAAUACAGGUAACGAGUGGAGGACAUAUAUCAUAAAGUAUAUGGCUCAUGUAAUAACCACAGAAAUAGUGCAGAUAUGGGACAUAACUAGGGAUUCCUAUACCUAUAAGAUACAUGGAAAACACAUGAUUGAUUUUCUACAGUAGGAGUAAUCCUUCAAUAAAUUGCACAACACUGUAGUACAGAGCACAGAGAUCUAUAUUCUGGUUUGUGUGUUGUGUACUAAAGGCCUCUCACCGACAUUAUUCAGGGGGGUAGCUCUUAGAGAUAAGCAUAGGAAAUGGUAUAAUUUGAUAUUAUAAUAUGUAUUCACUAUUCAAAAUGCAAAACUUAUUCAGAGAAAUUGUUCUCAGUGUUUCAUUCAGGUGAGUGGUUUAGUUUCUGAAAUCCUCCAUGGCAGAUAGAUGUAUGUUUUAUAGAAAUAAUAAAUGAGGCAUGAUGACUGACUAGUUUGCUUUAGUGACAGUCCCUUGUCUCGGUGAGUUUCUUUAGGGCUGUCUCUCUCGACUUACUGGGUCAUGAAAUGGAGUGAGCUCUGACUUUUUCAGAGUGCACUAGCUACCUUCUGGAGCAUGAACAGAAGUGAUGGAGUUUUACCUUUGGCAAUAAGCUCAGUUCCACUCCUGCUGCCACACACAACCCUGUACUGAACCUGGACAGACAUAUGACAUUGUCAUGAAGGCCUUCUUGCCUUGAGAAUAUUAGCCUCUUCAAUGUCCUUUUGUCCUUUUCUUUAGUGAGCCAUCUAAAUUUCUCGUGUGUGUGUGUGUGAAAUACAUGCACUUCCCCCAAGCAUAGCACAGUAUCCUUAGUAAAAAUAAAAAAAGAAGUGGUUUAGCAGAUUUGAAUCAGUGAAAUUUACUAUGAAUGACAUUUCUGCUUACCAAGACAAUAGACUGACGCAGCAGUCAAAGCAAUGAGAGAUAAGGUACUGUAUGGGAUUUUCAUUGAUUCAUCAAGGAAAUAAAAGCAUUUAAUAAUGUCUUUAUUCCUAUUGUUACCUAAGCCCUCUGUUACUCUGCACUGCCCUGUAUCUGUGACAGAAGCAUUUGAUUGGUGUAUUAUAGCAUCAUGGUCAGGGGCCUGCUAUAUGGUGAAUUUAGUGCUGUAAAUCACCAGCAGACAUAUGAUCUGAAGUGACUUAUUUAGUCAGGGCUGUUAGCUCUCCACUUUACACUGCGAUGUAUACGCUCCACAAAGGUCAAGCCAACAUUGCCUCUUCCAUUACUUGAUUAAAAAAUAACAAAAUCGGCUAUGAGUCACUGUUGGAGAACCAUAUGCUCUGAAUGAUGAGCCGCUGUAUCAUGGCCACCCCAUAAUGACACAGCCAUACUGAACUGUAUGACUGUGAUGCGUGUGUGUGUGAGUGGUGGACUGGCUCCCAGGCUGAUCUGUUUUACUUCCCUGUUCACUGCUGCAGUAAUUACAUAGAUCCCCGCUAGCAGCAGUAGCUUUAUGAACUUCCAAAUGUUAAGCUCACUGAGGCUGACAGGGUCCUACUAUUUUAGUUUUACUAUUCCAAAGGCAAUUUGAGCCCCUGUGUAAAUACUGUACAAUCAUCUAUUUUAUUUUGUUUGUUGGUGUUUUUUUGUUGCCACAGGUGAAUGAAGCUCUGGUUGUUUUCUUAGUUAUCAUCAUUAGUCGUAUGAAUGUUUUUCUGUCACAGCAGUCACAGGAGACCAACCUGUUCCAGACUUCUGCAUGAUGAAUGAUCACUCCUGUUCCCCAAAGCAGCUUAGGCUUCUGUUGGAGAAAUACAUCAGAAAUAGGUCAGAGCAGUGUCUGAGGGUGACAUUUUGUGAUCGAAUGACCUUUUCGGGCUCAUGUACUAUACAAGACAACACAAUUUCUAUUUCUAGGAGAUCAUUUUUAAUGUUUUGUUUGCUUUUGCGCGUGCGUGUGUGUGUGUGCACGUGUGUAUGUUUGUGUGUUUUGGUGUAUUGCACGUGACCCAAGGCCUCCUAAAACAAUUCAUGCUGGGGGAUUUUGUGAUGCAUUUAUGAAACCAAUCGUCUAUGACCUUGUAUGAUUCCUAUGUGUGCUCCCUGCUCUGCAGGAUUCAAGGGUGCUCUGGUGCUCGCACCUUUGCAUCCCACACCUUUGUACUAGAGUAGGCGAGAAGUCCUCAGUGAUACUGCUUCAAUGAGCACAGGCCCCUCUGAUGCCAGUCAUCUUUUAUUCAUAUCCACAGGUCCCAGUCGGUGGUGGAGCCCGGAGUGCUUAAACGGCCAGAAAAAGUGAAGAGCGAGGAGGAGAACAUGCAGCCGCUGCUCUCGCUGGACUAA
Molecule: messenger RNA, 6383 nt
Organism: Coregonus sp. 'balchen'
Lineage: Eukaryota; Metazoa; Chordata; Actinopteri; Salmoniformes; Salmonidae
Source: the annotation of a GenBank genome assembly